This is a messenger RNA of Colletotrichum truncatum, 1359 nucleotides long. Its product is annotated as membrane dipeptidase. The record is from RefSeq and is a predicted model, not a curated record. Lineage: Eukaryota; Fungi; Ascomycota; Sordariomycetes; Glomerellales; Glomerellaceae. Gene Ontology annotation, molecular function: metallodipeptidase activity. Gene Ontology annotation, biological process: proteolysis.
AUGGAUGAAAAGACGCGUGUUUUCGACGAGGAGGCUCCGCAGCCUGCUCGCCGAGCCCCAUCUCGAGUGAAAAAGCUCGCCGUGAGCGGCAUCCUGCUUCUACUUGUGUCCUGGAUGCUCCUGGGACAGAAGAUGCAGUCAUGCGGCCACCGAUCUAGGAAGUCCUGGGGGGCAUCUCUUGCAGUUGAGGAAAGAGCCCGCAACAUCUUGUCGCACACGCCUUUGAUUGACGGCCAUAAUGAUCUUCCUAUUCUCGUAAGAGGGCGCUACAACAACCACAUCUACGGCAAAGACUUCACCGAGCCCUUCGAGAACGGUGGUAUGAUCGGACAUGUGGAUCUUCCCAGACUUCGCAAGGGUCAAAACGGCGGUGCCUUUUGGAGCGUCUACACUCCGUGCCCGGCCAACGGCAGUGACUUUUCCGACGAGAACUACGCCGAGAGCAUUCAGUGGACUCUUGACCAAAUCGAUGUCAUCACCCGCAUCAAGGAGGCAUAUCCUAAGGACUUCUCACCUAACCUCAACAGCAAUGAUGCCCUGGCCGCUUUCGCAAAAGGUCAAUUGAUCUCACCUCUGGGUGUGGAGGGGCUUCACCAGAUUGGAAACUACGCCUCUAACCUUCGGCGGUACCACGCAUUGGGCGUGCGCUACUCGACCCUCACCCACAACUGUCACAACAAGUUUGCUGACGCUGCGCUUCUCGAGAGCCCUCUCCGCAAGGCAGAGCCUCUCUGGAACGGUCUCAGCCCAUUGGGGCGACGUCUCGUUCACGAAAUGAACCGCGUUGGGCUGAUUGUCGAUCUCUCUCAUACGAGUGAGGACACUCAGAUUGACGUUCUUGGUGGCAAGGACUGGCAGGGCAGCAAGGCUCCCGUCAUCUUCUCCCAUAGCUCCGCCUUCAGUGUCUGCCCCCAUCCCCGCAAUGUCAAAGACAACGUACUCAAGCUGGUGAAGGAGCGUAAUGCAGUGGUUAUGGUCAACUUUGCCCCCGACUUCAUCUCCUGCGUCGAUGCUGGCAAGGAGAACGGCUUGCCCGAAUUCUACCCAGCCAACGCCACUCUCCACCAAGUUGUUAGACAUAUCCUUCACAUUGGUAACUUGAUUGGGUUCGACCACGUGGGCUUCGGCUCUGACUUUGACGGCAUCGGCUCGGUGCCCAAGGGAUUAGAGGAUGUUUCCAAGUAUCCGGACCUCGUUGCCGAGUUGCUCCGACAAGGACUUAGCGACGAGGAUGCUGCCAAAGUUGUCGGCGGGAACGUGCUUCGUGUCUGGAAGGAGGUCGAUGCUGUUGCUGCGAAGCUGCAGAGGGACGGCGAGCCUGUUCUUGAGGAUGAGCUUCCCAAGUCAAGAUACGGUUAA